GAGGCCGUGAUUUACAAACAGCCGUUACAUACGCUAAAAAUAGCACCAUACAAAAACAGGCGCACAGCAAUAGCAAUUCAUUACUAAUCACAAAUCAGCCAGGAGCUGCUGCAGCAGCCAGAAUAAAUAAUAAUAUGCCGAAAAAGACACCAACCGCAUCUUCUGCAGCAGCAGCAUUUCCCAGUAGUUCAAAAGCUGCUGCCUCUAAUGCAAACAAAGUAGGAUUAUCAUCAACUAAUGCUUAUGCCCAAAUGGCUAUGACACCCUUUAAUACAACACAACUAAUGGGCAUGGCAGCUUUAGCUGCCGCUUCGGGCCUAGCACCCAGUUUUAGUAAUGCUACUAGUGGCAGUAGUGUAACUAAUGCUAAUAUAGCUACAGCUACUUCUACUACUACAAAUGCUAAUGCUAAUUCAUUACUAAAUGAUAGUGUUGGGGUAGGUGGUAUUGUAGCUAAUCUAGACGUUGGUUCAAGCUCUCAAGUUUUAAGCAAAAAACCAGCAACUGCAGCGUCAACAGCAAAAAGUUCACAACAUACUGCAGCUUCGUAUUAUCAAGCUUGUGCUAAUUUUAAUAUGGCAGCGUCUGUAUUGGCGCAGAUGAGCAUGGGCAUGGGUUAUGAUUCCCAACCGUCUUCCACAAAUUCUGCCAAUAGCGGUUUAUCUACACAGUCCAAAAUCAAUGCCAUGGUUUUGCAAAAGAUUCAGGCUUUAGUUGCCGCCAAUCCACAGUUUCUAACCAGUGGUAUACCGAAUCAAUUAUUGUCACAACUGUUAAUGCAGCCCAUGAAGGUGAGUAGUAUGAUUUUUUUAAUUAUUCAGGAAUUUUAA
Lucilia cuprina (Australian sheep blowfly) is the source of this 830-nucleotide messenger RNA. RefSeq names its product protein strawberry notch. The transcript is spliced from 3 exons. The coding region runs from base 135 to 830 and encodes 231 amino acids. The record is from RefSeq and is a predicted model, not a curated record. NCBI's taxonomy places the organism in Eukaryota, Metazoa, Arthropoda, Insecta, Diptera, Calliphoridae.